GUGAUUAGUGCAUUUUAUCGAUUCGAAGCUUUCAUUUUUUAUUGAUUAAUUCUCCAAAAAUCUUCGAGCCAAGCCAAGCCCUAAUCGUGGGGAACUCUUCUUCUUCUUCGCUCCAACUCAGCGAGAGAGUGAGAGAAAGAAGCCAUGGACGCCCUGAGGAAGCAGCUCGACCAGUUGAUGGGGGCAAAUCGAAACGGCGACGUUCGAGAGGUCAGCCGCAAGUAUUACGAUCGCGAUGUCUGCCGUCUCUACUUGGUCGGGCUUUGUCCUCACGAGCUUUUCCAAUUAACGAAAAUGGAUAUGGGGCCAUGCCCUAAGGUGCACUCUUUGCAGCUAAGGAAAGAAUAUGAAGAAGCCAAAGCAAAGGGGACUGAUAACUAUGACAGAGAUCUCGAGGAUGUUAUUGACAGGCUCAUUGUCGAGUGUGAUAGAAAAAUUGCUAGAGCUCUUAAGCGUCUUGAGGAUGAUGAUGCAAAGGCUGCUAUUGCAAUUUCUGUUUCUGAGGUUACUCAGCAGACACCAGAGAUAAUUGAGUUGUCAAAGCAGAUCAAGGAGAAAUUGAAAGAGGCUGAUCAAUAUGAUCUUGAAGGCAAGACAGAUCUUAAGAUUCGAGCACUAGAGGUGAUAGAAGAGCUCAGAACCCAAAGAGCAGACAAACAGUCCAUGCUUCUUUUGGAUGCCUUCAACAAAGAUCGGGCAUCUUUACCUCAACCCUUGCCAAAUCCUCCACCUUUGGCACCUUUGCCUGUAGCUGCUCUUGAUCCUCGCACACAGGAAAUGAUAAAUGAAAAACUGAAGAAGGCCGAAGACCUUGGUGAGCAAGGGAUGGUUGAUGAAGCACAAAAAGCAUUGGAAGAGGCUGAAGCCCUGAAGAAGCUGCCUGCCAGGCAGGAGCCAGUUCUUGAUUCCACUAAGUACACUGCCGCUGAUGUGCGCAUUACUGAUCAAAAGCUAAGGGUAUGCGACAUAUGUGGAGCAUUCUUAAGUGUUUAUGACAGUGACCGACGAUUAGCUGACCAUUUUGGAGGGAAGCUUCAUUUAGGCUAUAUGCAAAUCCGUGAGAAGUUGGCAGAGCUGCAGGAAGAGAGAAACAAAGUUCGCAAGGUUGAUCGAUAUGAUGAUAGGAGGUCAAAAGAGCGAAGUAGGGAGAAUGAAAGGGAGUCCAGUAGGGACAGAGAAAGAGCGGGUAGCCGCGAUCGAAGAGAUUAUGAUCGUAAGAGCAGAGAUCGUGAUAGACAUCACGAUCGUGAUCGCGGAUAUGAUCGUGAACGUGAGAGGGAUUCAGAUCGCUCCCGCAGUUAUGAUUCAAGAAGCCGCCGUGACCGCUCAAGAUCACGGGAGCGUUCAAGGGACUACGAUCGCCACAGCAGGCGUUAUGAUCAUCGGUACUAGAGAAAUUCUAAUGCAGAGAAGAGAGCCUAUGUGGGGGUGGAAAUUUGUGAUCUUUCUCUAGGUCAGUGUUGAAACUAAUGUUAGGAAAAAAUAACAGUUUGUGUUUCUUCCUAAAUUUUUAUCUAUAUAUCUGGAGUUGAGCUGUUUCUCCUGUGGAGGACGUAAGGAGUGCUGCUUAGGUUUUCCCAACUUCGUUGUAAGAGACUAUGAGGUAUGUUGGAGAGGUAUGUUUUAUUCUGUUUUAAGUCAUUGCCAUUUGCAUCCUUUUUUAUAAUCUCUGGUUGCAAUUUUGGUUUUGGUUGCUUACGACUACUACCACUACGAAAUUUGGCUUCUAAUGUAUGAAGUUGAGUCGAAAAAUCGACAUGGAAUGUCUCGAGGUAAGAAAGAUUGAACAUCUACUCGUUUUAAAGUUUGAUACUUUUUGGCCAAAUUGGCGACUAUGGAAUCUGGUAAAAUUAUUCAUUAUGCAA
Humulus lupulus (European hop) is the source of this 1865-nucleotide messenger RNA. RefSeq lists its product as uncharacterized. Gene Ontology annotation, biological process: mRNA splice site recognition. Gene Ontology annotation, molecular function: mRNA binding. Lineage: Eukaryota; Viridiplantae; Streptophyta; Magnoliopsida; Rosales; Cannabaceae. The coding region runs from base 145 to 1392 and encodes 415 amino acids. The record is from RefSeq and is a predicted model, not a curated record. The transcript is spliced from 13 exons. Gene Ontology annotation, cellular component: U1 snRNP; U2-type prespliceosome.